CACAAGACAAAAACAAAACAACCGUCGUGCGAGAAGUACCGGAGAGAUCAGAAAAAGAACAGCAGAAAACGCCAGAAAUGUUCCGAGUACAUACAGACACGGCGACACGGACGUGAAGUAAAAACCAACGCGUACCUUUGGAACUGAGUUACUGAACUAUAAGUAGCCCACAGACCUGCAGACGUGUAAAACAGAAACGCAAACCGUCGGACUUUAUCCAACAGCGUGUCUUGAAAAGAACCGAUGCGUUCAUAGCUCCGCUGCUUUCGGAGGUUUACAGACAGAAUUGGUAUUUAAGUCUGAACUUCAACACAAACACGGUGACGUCGGGUAGAAACCGGGGUAAUCUGUCUUAAAAUAAGACCGUAUUUUUAGGGAAAUGUCCUUUUAUUUAAAAAAAAAAUAAAUAACCGGAAGUCUAUGGUGCUCUGUUUAACUUGACAGUUCUUUAGAUCGUAACGAAGCAAUGCCACUCUUUGUUAAGUAAAGUGGUGAGAAAUCUUGCUCUAAAACGGGAUUUGCUCAAUUAAAUGGUCUUCAUCACCACGCCCGCUGUUAUUAGUUGUUGUAAGUUAAAGUAACUGGCAAUAGUUUGGCUGUAAGGCUACUUAUCUCCUCGUUAGCUAACGCUAGCGUGUUAGCUGCAGCUCGGGAGGAUGUCGCUCCACGGCAAAAGAAAAGAAAUCUACAAAUACGAGGCGCCAUGGACGGUGUAUGCGAUGAACUGGAGCGUCCGCCCGGACAAACGCUUUCGGCUGGCGCUUGGGAGCUUCGUGGAGGAAUACAACAACAAGGUUCAGCUGGUGGGUCUGGAGGAGGAGAGCUCGGAGUUCGUCUGCAGGAACACAUUUGACCACCCUUACCCCACCACCAAGAUCAUGUGGAUCCCCGACACCAAGGGGGUUUACCCGGACCUGCUGGCCACCAGUGGAGACUACCUGCGGAUUUGGAGGGUCAGCGACACAGAAACACGUCUUGAAUGUUUGCUGAAUAACAACAAGAACUCAGACUUCUGUGCGCCGCUCACCUCCUUUGACUGGAACGAAGUCGAUCCCAAUCUGCUGGGGACCUCCAGCAUUGACACCACCUGCACUAUCUGGGGGCUGGAGACCGGUCAGGUGUUAGGACGGGUUAACCUGGUCUCUGGACAUGUCAAGACCCAGCUGAUCGCUCACGACAAAGAGGUGUAUGACAUUGCAUUCAGCCGUGCAGGAGGUGGUAGAGAUAUGUUUGCCUCUGUGGGAGCUGAUGGGUCCGUCCGCAUGUUUGACCUCCGACACUUGGAACACAGCACCAUCAUCUAUGAAGACCCUCAGCACCACCCGCUGCUCCGCCUCUGCUGGAACAAGCAGGACCCCAACUACCUGGCCACAAUGGCCAUGGAUGGCAUGGAGGUGGUCAUCCUGGAUGUGCGUGUGCCUUGCACACCAGUAGCUCGGCUGAACAACCAUCGCGCCUGCGUUAACGGUAUCGCCUGGGCCCCCCACUCCUCAUGUCACAUCUGCACUGCAGCCGACGACCACCAGGCCCUGAUCUGGGACAUCCAGCAGAUGCCCCGGGCCAUUGAGGAUCCCAUCCUGGCUUACACUGCUGAAGGGGAGAUUAACAACGUGCAGUGGGCCUCAACGCAGCCGGACUGGAUCGCCAUCUGCUACAACAACUGCCUGGAGAUCCUGCGUGUCUAGAGCUACGGACACUCGGAUGAAGAGGAGGAAGAGCGUUGUUUCAGAUUUGGACUUAAUUUUUUUCUCGUCCCAGUGCUUUCAAGAUGAGGAUGAGGUCACAAGUGAACUGUCUGAACGUGUUUGGAGUAUCAGAUACCUACUCCACAAUAACCUGGUUUACAUUUUCUUCCAUGUCCUUACUCCAUUCUUCUUCUAUUAAACGUGUUUAAGCUCUUAUUUAUUUUGCUCACAAGGUAGUGUUCAGCAUCUGCACUGCGGCUGUAAGAAGCUUUGAACUCUGAGCUGUUGUCUUUGAAAAUCCGAUUUUUAUACCUCUUGGUGUGCUUUCAGCCAGAUGUGAGAUUAUCAUGAAGGGUUUAGAUGUUGUGUGUUUCAUCUGUUUGAUUUGUUAAGGUUGAUACAAACUACCGUGGGUGGCAGAAGAUUACCUCUCUAAUACGUAGGGAUUUGUUGUAGCCUUCUCUUGGACUCAUGCCAUAUUAUUGCUGAUUCAAAGAUUAGUAUAUUAUAGUCUUGUUUACCCCUGUGGCAAUUAAAAUUUUUAAAUGGG
This is a messenger RNA of Xiphias gladius (swordfish), 2235 nucleotides long. RefSeq names its product ddb1 and cul4 associated factor 7 (gene dcaf7). The transcript has 7 exons. NCBI's taxonomy places the organism in Eukaryota, Metazoa, Chordata, Actinopteri, Istiophoriformes, Xiphiidae. Gene Ontology annotation, cellular component: nucleus. Gene Ontology annotation, molecular function: protein binding. Bases 657 to 1685 code for a protein of 342 amino acids. The record is from RefSeq and is a predicted model, not a curated record.